Molecule: messenger RNA, 5632 nt
Organism: Jaculus jaculus (lesser Egyptian jerboa)
Lineage: Eukaryota; Metazoa; Chordata; Mammalia; Rodentia; Dipodidae
Gene: Zfyve9
Product: zinc finger FYVE-type containing 9
Exons: 19
Coding region: 1245-5489 (1414 amino acids)
Biological process (GO): endosomal transport
Cellular component (GO): early endosome membrane
Molecular function (GO): metal ion binding
Source: RefSeq, a predicted model, not a curated record
AUCCUCGGGGCGGACGGCGGGGCUGAGCGCGGUGGUGAUGGGAGGUGGGGUCCUUUCGCGGUCCACCUGUCCGCUUGUACCCAGCGGCCUCCGUAGUCCCAGGUCCAAGAGGCGCUGUGCAGCUUAGCACGCGCCCCCCUCCACCAACAACCGACCCCGGUCUCGAGCUCUCUCCGGCGUGACUACGGUGGCCCGGGAAGCCCACACGGCUAAGCGAACGCUAGCCCCUCAGCCGCGUCAGGCCGGCUCCGGAGCGUGUCCUGCGGAGGCUUUUCGACUCAGUCUCCCCCUUCCAAACAUCCCCUCACCGGCCCGGCCCUCAGCACCCGAGUCCGGCUUCAAGCGCUGCUGGGUGACUACGGUGGCCCGGGAAGCCCAAACGGCGAAACGAACGCGAACCCCUCAGCCGCGUCAGGCCGGCUACGGAGCGUGUCCUACGGAGGCUUUUCGACUCAGGGACGACUCCCCCUUACAAAAGUCCCCUCACCCGAGCCCGGCUUCAAGCUCUCCCAGGGACCGAGCGGUGACUACGGUGGCCCGGGAAGCCCAAACAGCGAAUCGAACGCGAGCCCCUCAGCCUCGUCAGGCCGGCUCCGGAGCGUGUCCAGCGGAGGCUUUUCGGCUCAGGGACGACUCCCCCUUCCAAACAUCCCCUCACCGGCCCGGCCCUCCUCACCCGAGCCAGGCUUCAAGCUCUGCUGGGUGACUACGGUGGCCCGGGAAGCCCAUACAGCGAAUCGAACGCGAACCCCCCCUCAGCCGCGUCGGUCAGGCGCCCGAGCGUGUCCUGCGGAGACUUUUUUUUUUUUUUUUUUCCGGCUCAGCAACGACUCCCCCCAUCCAAACAUCCCCUCACCCGCCCGGGCUCCCAUCACCGGCGCCCGGCUUCAAGCUCUACGUUGGGAACGAGAGCGGGGGGACUACGGUGGCCCGGGAAGCCCAAACGGCGAAGCGAACGCGAACCCCGCAGCCGCGUCAGUCAGGCGCCCGAGCGUGUCCUGCGGAGGCUUUUCGGCUCAGGGACCACCCCCCCCUCCAUCCCCGCGCCCCGGUCCAAGCGUCCCCACACUUCCGGCAUGCUGAGGCUGCGGUGGCCGUCGUUAGAGGAUCAGAGAAUACUGGCUCAGCAGGACUGGCUGUUGUGCAGCCAGCAUCAUGAGUAAGCACGGAGAAGGCUGGCGUUUAUUAUGUGUGUAGGGGAGACGAGGUUUACACCAGUCUCUUAAGCAGUGUUUUCCUCACUGAUGGAGAAUUACUUCCAAGCAGAAGCUUACAACCUGGACAAGGUAUUAGAUGAAUUUGAACAGAACGAAGAUGAAACAAUUUCUUCUACUUUACUGGAAACAAAGUGGACUAAGAUUCUAGAUCCCUCUUCCCGUGGGCUGCCCUUUACCCCUGCCCUGGCCAGUGUGAACGAGAGUGCAGCUCCCCAUGAGUCACGACCACCGCUGAAAGCCUUGUCCCUGAAGAGGGAGGGCGAGGAGCACCGUGCUAACGGCCGAGACCGCAGCCCGAGGUCGGAGGCGGCCGCCAUGUGGAUUGAUGAAAAUGCCGCAGCCGAGGACCAGCUGCGUAAGAGAAGCUGUGGUCGGGAUGACCAGCUUCGUGCUCUGGCGGCGGGAGAAGAGACGCGCGCCAGCCUCACCUGUCUGCCCGAGGAGAACGUUCUCGUCGAAGCCGUCCCACAUAAGUGCGACGGAAGGACAUCACAGGGGCAUUUUCACGGUUGUAAUGAUUACAACAGUCAGCCCCUCCUGGACUCCUCCAGCUGUCCACCGGACAAUGAAAACACACAAACCGAUCAGUUUAGUUUUAGCACGAACGGGUCCACCGACAAAACCAUGAACCCAGAAAAGCAAACGGAUCCUUCGAACAGACCAAAAACAGAGGGGGCCCCCGUUAAUCAUCUAUGUAUGACUUCAUCGAAUAGUGUGGACAGCGUCUCCCAAUUAAAGCAUGGUGGAAAUCAAGAUCAAGACCCCCCCACGCCCGCCGCUGCCAGUUUACCCGUUAGUUCCGUAGUCUCGUCCCAGGGAAGGGACGGAGGGCCCACAGGUAAGGAGCCAGGGAGCCAUUUAGCCAGCGAGGAAUUCACCGGCACAGACAGCUCUCCUGCGACAGACCGAGGAUGCCUCAACGCCCUGUCCCUCUCCACGGAGGAGAUGGUGACAAAAGAACCAGCCGAGGGGACAGGGACUGAGGAAUCCCUGCAGUGUGGCUUAUCUUCCUGUGUCACACCAGAUGUGCCCAGCGGGUCUGCAAGGAAUAAUAAUUGUGAACAGUCUUCAGACUGCCCUGUGCCUAGUGAAGUGAGAGUUGAGGAAAAUGACGGGCACGGGCACGAAGAAAUUCCUGGCACUAUGGGAUCCCUUAGCGUGACCGAGCCUUGCUCUGACUCUCAGAUGACCGACCGGGAAUUUACCAAAGCCAGUGAGACGGGUGACACCCACGUCGGCGAAGGAGACCGGGACGCUUCCCAGACCAGCACGGCCGACGCCGGUGAGGGCACAGGAGAGGGUGCCAGGACGGCGGGUGCAGCUCUAGAUUCCAAAGGCACCUGUGUGGGCGAAAGUGGCGGACGCGGUUCCCCCGCCUCUGACGAGGACAAGGACCCUGCAGCUGCCAGUCCUCUCUCUAAUGCCUGUGAUUCCUAUGGAAUGCAGAGCCCCGCUGUCUCUUUUGCUCCAAAGACUCUACCCUCUAAAGAAGACUCAGUAACGGAGGAAAAGGAAAUCGAGGAGAGCAAGGCCGAGUGCCACUCAGCGAUUUACGAACAGAGAGGGGAUGAGGCCACAGAAGGGAGUGCACUUCUUCUAAACAGCACUGGAGACCUGCUGAAGAAAAAUUAUUUACAUGAGUUCUGUAGUCAGGUCCCCUCAGGGCUUGGGCAGUCCUCCCCCAAGCUCGUAGCAAACCUGCAAUCUGUCAGCGUACCUUUUGGUGGCGCAAGACCCAAGCAACCGUCUAAUCUUAAACUCCAAAUUCCAAAGCCAUUAUCAGACCAUUUACACAACGACCUUCCUGCAAACAGUGGAAAUCAUCUGAAAAACAAGAAUGAUAUUCUUGGGAAAACCCGAUUAGGGGAAAACUCAGCAACCAAUAUAUGCAACGCGUCUUUGGGAAACAUCCCUCCGACCGACACAAAUGGGGAACGUUUAGAAAGUUAUGAGGCUGAGAUUUCCAGUAGACCGUGCCUUGCAUUAGCCCCAGAUAGUCCGGAUAAUGAUCUCAGAGCUGGCCAGCUUGGAGUUCCUGCCAGAAAGCCAUUUACCACCCUGGGGGAGGUGGCUCCAGUAUGGGUACCAGAUGCUCAGGCUCCAAACUGCAUGAAGUGUGAAGCUCGGUUUACAUUCACCAAAAGGAGGCAUCACUGCCGAGCGUGUGGGAAGGUCUUCUGUGCUUCCUGCUGCAGCCUGAAGUGUAAACUGUUGUACAUGGACAGAAAGGAAGCGAGAGUGUGCGUCAUCUGCCACUCGGUGCUGAUGAAUGCUCAAGCCUGGGAGAACAUGCUGAGCGCCUGCCCGAGCCCUAACCCUAACAACCCUGCUGAGUACUGUUCUACUGUCCCUCCCUUGCAGCAGGCUCAGGCCUCGGGAGCCCUGAGCUCUCCACCUCCCACUGUGAUGGUCCCCGUGGGAGUUUUAAAGCACCCUGGAGCGGAAGUGGUGCAGCCCAGAGAGCAGAGGAGAGUUUGGUUUGCUGACGGGAUCUUGCCCAAUGGAGAAGUUGCUGAUGCGGCCAAAUUAACAAUGACUGGGACUUCUUCUGCAGGCACCUUGGCUGUGUCCCAUGGCCCGGCCAAGCCCGUCCCUGCCAGCCCUCCGCCGGCAGAGGCAGACAGUUCUCUACUCUCCGGGAGCAUAACUCAGGUCGGAAGUCCCGUCGGAAGCGCAAUGAACCUUAUUCCUGAAGACGGUCUUCCUCCCAUCCUCAUCUCCACUGGUGUGAAAGGAGACUAUGCCGUGGAAGAGAAACCAUCACCGAUCUCCGUGAGGCAGCAAUUGGAGGACGGUGGCCCUGACCCUCUUGUGUUCGUUUUAAAUGCAAAUUUGUUGUCCAUGGUUAAAAUUGUAAAUUAUGUGAACAGGAAAUGCUGGUGUUUCACAACCAAGGGGAUGCACGCUGUGGGUCAGUCGGAGAUGGUGAUUUUGCUACAGUGUCUGCCAGAUGAGAAAUGUUUGCCCAAGGACAUCUUCAAUCACUUCGUGCAGCUUUAUCGGGAUGCUCUGGCAGGGAAUGUUGUGGGAAACUUAGGACAUUCUUUCUUUAGCCAAAGCUUUCUUGGCAGUAAAGAACAUGGCGGAUUCCUAUAUGUGACGUCCACCUACCAAUCCCUGCAAGACCUCGUGCUCCCGACCCCUCCGUACUUGUUUGGGAUUCUCAUCCAGAAGUGGGAAACCCCUUGGGCCAAAGUCUUUCCCAUUCGGCUGAUGUUGAGACUUGGAGCCGAAUAUCGGCUUUACCCGUGCCCUCUGUUCAGUGUCAGAUUCCGGAAGCCAUUGUUUGGAGAGACGGGGCACACCAUCAUGAAUCUUCUCGCAGACUUCAGAAAUUACCAGUACACCCUGCCGGUAGUUCAAGGUUUGGUGGUCGAUAUGGAAGUCCGGAAAACAAGCAUCAAAAUCCCCAGCAACAGAUACAACGAGAUGAUGAAGGUCAUCAACAAGUCCAACGAGCACGUGCUGGCGGGAGGCGCCUGCUUCAACGAGAAGGCGGACUCCCACCUCGUGUGCGUUCAGAAUGACGACGGGAACUACCAGACCCAGGCCAUCAGCAUUCACAACCAGCCCAGGAAAGUGACCGGUGCCAGUUUCUUUGUGUUCAGUGGCGCUCUGAAAUCCUCUUCCGGAUACCUUGCCAAGUCCAGCAUUGUGGAAGACGGCGUGAUGGUCCAGAUCAGCGCCGAAACCAUGGACGCCCUGCGACAGGCGCUGCGGGAGAUGAAGGACUUCACCGUCUCCUGCGGGAAGGCCGACGCCGAGGGUCCCCAGGAGCAGAUCCACGUCCAGUGGGUGGCUGACGACAAGAACGUCAACAAGGGGGUCAUAAGUCCUAUAGAUGGGAAGUCCAUGGAGUCUAUAACAAACGUGAAGAUAUUCCAUGGAUCGGAGUAUAAAGCGAAUGGGAAGGUCAUCAGAUGGACCGAGGUCUUCUUCCUGGAAAACGAUGACCAGCAUAACUGCCUGGGUGACCCCGCUGACCACAGCCGGCUCACGGAACACGUGGCCAAGGCCUUCUGCCUCGCUCUGUGUCCCCACCUGAAGCUGCUGAAGGAAGACGGAAUGACGAAGCUGGGACUGCGGGUGACCCUCGACUCAGACCAGGUUGGCUACCAGGCGGGCAGCAAUGGCCAGCCCCUGCCCUCUCAGUACAUGAAGGACCUGGACAGCGCCCUGGUGCCCGUGAUCCACGGCGGGGCCUGCCAGCUCAGCGAGGGCCCCGUCGUGCUGGAGCUCAUCUUUUACCUCCUGGAAAGCAUCGCCUCGUGAGCACCGCCCGCCGGCCCUCUCCGCGCCCACCCGGCCCUCUCCGCGCCCGCCUCCCGCAGCGGCAGCCACACCUGGACCAUUUGCACUUUACAACUGGAAGAUGGAGCUUUUGUUAACACUAUUGAUGGGGACCGGGGAGAAGA